Paramecium sonneborni is the source of this 1437-nucleotide messenger RNA. The record is from the annotation of a GenBank genome assembly. Lineage: Eukaryota; Ciliophora; Oligohymenophorea; Peniculida; Parameciidae.
AUGGGAGUUUGUACAUCAACAAAAGUAAGAAAAUACUAGAUAAACAGAACUUUGAUGCCAUAUAAGUAGAAUAAUGUUAUAAUGCUAGAGUUCACAUAUUAGCAGUGAUUUGGCCAAAGAAUUAACAUAAUCUAUUUGAUUUUGAUUCCAAUUCAUAUUUUGUUAAAGAAAUUGAGGUUGAUUUUUCAUGUAUAAAAAUAAGAGUUACAAUUUUAGCUUAAAUAGCAACAGUUGAAAAAGAACUAGUAGCUUUAACUUAAGGAGAAUGUGUUCGAAAUUCGAAUGAAAUAGUGAAUAUUAUUUUGGAUGAAUAGGAUGCAUAUAUUAAUAGUAUUUCUCAAUAACACGAUCAUAAAUUAUGGGCAGUAUUGAAAUUAGAAAAUAGUCAAUUUUAAUCUAUAGAUGUAUGUUAAUUUAAUUAAAGAAUAAGCACAAAGAUUUGAAAAUUGGAGAUGUUAUAAAAUUAGGGAGAGUGAGAAUGUAAUUAUUAGAAUAUGCAUUUAUGACACCUUGUGAUGAAGCUACAUAAUAUUAAGAUGAAUAGGAUGAUGAAGUUUAAUCAAUAAAUGAUGUAUUCAAUUGUAGGAUUUGCUUUUCAAGUAGAGUAAGUGAAAUAAAUCCUUUGAUUCGUCCAUGUAAAUGUGGAGGAUCAGUUAAAUAUAUACAUUUGGAGUGUCUAUAGAAAUGGGUAGGAAUAUAACUUAAAAUAAAAUAAGGAGAGCAUUUUAUACAAUAUCUUUGGAAGAGAUUGGAUUGUGAAAUAUGUAAGGCUACUUUUAGAAAUACUUAUAAAUUUUAAGAUAAAACCUAUUCAGUUCUUAAAUUACCAAAACCUAAGUCAUCUUAUAUCACUUUUAAAAUUACUAAUGAUGAUAAAUAAAAAGAGGCUAUAAUAUAUGUAGUUGAGGUUGGAGAAAAAACAGAAUUAAAAAUUGUAUUUUAUUUUUAAUUACCCUAUAGGGUCGUAUUCCUGAUUGUGAUAUCAAAUUAAGAGAUAUAUCUGUAUCAAGAACGCAUGCAACUCUUAAAUUAAUUCCUACUAAUAAACAUACUCUUGAAAUUCCUGAUUACAUAAUUAGAAUUCAAGAUAAUAAAAGCAAAUUUGGAACACUUGUUUUAGCUUAAGAUUCAGAUUUACUUAAAAUUCCUGAAUAAGGAGUAUAACAAAAUGUAUUAUUUUAAGUGGGAAGGGUCUUACUUUAAUGUACUAAAUAAAAGAAGUAAAAUUAAAAGACAACUUAUAAACAUCCUGAAAAUAUUAGCCUUUCAUUAAAUUAAACUAAAUAAUAAUUUGAAUAGCAAGAGGUUUAAGAAUCAUUCGUUACUCAUGAUGAACUUAUGGAAAGUGACAUCAUUUUACACAAUUCUUAACCUCUAUAAUAAGAAUUAUGUGAUGAAUUUAAUCUCAAAGAUGAUUGUAUUAGAGAUGAAAGAUGA